GGAAAAAGCCUGAUGAGAGACUGGAAGGUAAACACCAGUCCAUCUGGAAAACAUUCACCAGCCCUCAAAUGAAUCUCCACUAAAAAGGACCAGGGCAACCACGGGCUUCUCUGGUAUUGGUGCGGCUAGCAUGUCUUCUUCCUCCCCGUCCUCUUCGCUUUCUUUAUCCGGAGGAGGAGGGGCCUCAUCUCUGCCCAUUGAAACCACGGCCUCGCGCUUGGAUCGCUCAGCCCAGCGCUUAAACGCCCCUCUAUCCUCUUCCAACCCGCCCACCACUGAGAGCGAAGGGGGACCCAGAGCAUCAGAAUCCGUGGGAAUCAACAUGAGCAGUCCGCUCCAUCCGGAUGAGCGAGAUUUGAAGGGCGGGGCAGAGGAAGAACUAACAGAAGGCCUAAAUGAGGAUGUGAAUGGUCUAGAGGUGGAUUCCACUCUUGAACCCGAAGUCGAUGAUGUUCCAGCCGCCACACCCGCGAAUCUCCUCCCUUCCACGCGAUCUCGCCCCAUUCCCUUGCCACCUCAACAGAUUCGCAGCCAGCCUCCGAGACGUUGGCGAGCCAACUCCAACGAUUCCUCCCAUCAUCAUUUACCAACUAAUGGGCAAGCCCUGGACCUCGAUGAUGCCACGGUCGAAGUCUCGGACAUGAUCCUAAACGUGUCUUUAAAUCGCCCCAAUCCGAUUACCUCGAGCCCUGCUGUCAACCAGAGUCAAGCCUCUAAUAGCAAGUACACCUCAAGUUCGACCGUAGCCGUUUCGACCGGUGGCCAAAGUGGGGUUGACCCUGAUCCGCCCUCCUCCGUGGUGAACUUACAGCUGACCUCAAUCGCUCACAAUUGGCAAGCCACCAAGAUGACCAUUAAAGACCGUUUAAGCUUCAUGUUCAACAACGAAGUCCUGGCUGAUAUUCAUUUCAUCGUGGGCAAAGAUGCGGCUCAACAAAGGAUUCCCGCCCAUCGAUUUGUACUCUCCGUUGGAUCGGCCGUGUUUGAUGCCAUGUUCAACUCGAAGUUAGCCACGAAGGAUGUGGAAAUCACCCUCCCGGACGUGGAACCGGCCUCUUUCUUGGCUCUUUUGCGGUUUAUUUAUUCCGAUGAGGUUCAAAUCGGGCCCGAGACAGUCAUGACCACUUUAUACACGGCCAAGAAAUACGCUGUGCCCGCUUUAGAAAAGCAUUGUGUGGACUUUCUCAAGCAUAAUUUGUCGGCGGAUAAUGCUUUCAUGCUAUUGACGCAAGCUCGGCUCUUUGACGAACCCCAAUUGGCCACCAUGUGUCUGGAGACCAUUGAUAAAUGUACACCAGAGGCUUUGAACGCGGAGGGAUUCAUUGAUAUUGACGUUGACACACUUUCGUCGGUUCUGGAUCGGGAUUCCCUCCGAGUGAAAGAAGCCCGAUUGUUUACCGCCGUGCUCAAGUGGAGUGAGGCAGAAUGCUUACGUCAAGGCUUGUCGGUGAAUCCGUCUAAUCAGCGAACAGUUUUGGGUCCGUUGCUACAAAAAGUCCGAUUUCCUCUGAUGACAGUAGAGGAAUUUGCUCAAGGCCCCGGCCAAAGCGGAAUACUCACCGAUCACGAAUCUGUGACCUUGUUUCUGUACUUUACUGUGAAUCCGAAACCACCCGUCAAGUUCUUGGAUGUGCCCAGAUGUUCCAUGUCCGGCAAGGAGCAAACUGUAUGUCGGUUUCAACAAAUUGAAUGUCGAUGGGGUUAUUCUGGAUCGUCAGACAAGAUCAGGUUCAUUGUGGAUCGACGGAUCUUCGUUGUGGGCUUUGGGCUUUAUGGCAGUAUUCACAAUCCCACCGAGUAUCAGACCACCAUCCAGAUCUUCCACACGGGCUCGGGUCGAUUGCUUGGCUCAAAUGAGUCUUCCUUUUUGUCAGAUGGAACCAAUUCCACGUUCCGUGUCAUGUUUAAAGAGCCCAUCGAGAUUCUGCCCAACACAAACUACACGGCGAAUGCCAUGCUAAAGGGAAUCGACUCGCAUUAUGGCACCAAAGGGAUGCGGAAAGUGUGUGUGGAUUGUCCUUUAGGCUUGAGAGUCACGUUCCAAUUCUCGUAUUCUGCCGGGAACAACAAUGGAACCUCGGUGGAAGAUGGACAGAUACCGGAAAUCAUCUUUUAUACAUAAGUUUAUCUCUCUGUCUCUCUGAAUGACUGUCAACUUGAAAUCUCUCUCCUUAGCAAAUAUUCCUUUGAUUACCCUGCUCCAUUUUUUGGUUGCAGCUUUUUUGUAAGUACUUGAAAGCUUUAAGUUUUGUGAAGAUGAAGUGGAAAAGGCAAGAAAGAUCAACAAAUGAAAAGACAAUAGCGAAAAAUACAAUAUGCUUGAAAUUACAACCAACGUUGGAUCUGAAACGAAUCUGUAAUAAAUAAUCUACGCCCUCUCA
Messenger RNA from Tigriopus californicus, 2381 nucleotides. RefSeq names its product BTB/POZ domain-containing protein 1-like. Bases 131 to 2122 code for a protein of 663 amino acids. The transcript has 6 exons. Gene Ontology annotation, cellular component: P-body; cytosol. NCBI's taxonomy places the organism in Eukaryota, Metazoa, Arthropoda, Copepoda, Harpacticoida, Harpacticidae. The record is from RefSeq and is a predicted model, not a curated record. Gene Ontology annotation, molecular function: protein binding. Gene Ontology annotation, biological process: neurogenesis.